CAUCAGCCCAAUAAUUAACAGUAGAGGUAAAAUAAAUUAUUUACAAUGGGUACAGAUGCAACAAUAGAUUAUCGGCAACGUGGAGCGCAAAGAUUCCUCACAGCGAACUGUAACCAGAGAACUGAAUCUAACCAAGGUCACUAAUGGCGGACGAAGAGGCGUCGGUGACUGACAGCUUCGAGGAAGAUUUCGAAGACGACGACGACGAGCAACACGACCUCAGAUCUCUGCUUGCUUCCAAAGACCGUGAUUUCCUCGUACGAAACAACGGCGAUGAGGUGAAGAUCAGCGAGCUGGAAGGGAAAACUGUUGGUUUGUACUUUUCCGGAUCAUGGUGCGGUCCGUGCCGACGAUUUACGCCUAUUUUAGCGGAGGUAUACACAGAACUAGUUUCAAAGGACAGCAAUUUCGAGAUUGUCUUCGUAUCAUCAGAUGGAGAUGAUGAGGAUUUCUGCGACUACUUCUCCAAAAUGCCUUGGCUUGCAAUCCCUUUCUCGGAUGAAAACAAGCGUUCUAAGCUCAGCGAUGUAUUUGGUGUGGAAGGAAUUCCCACCUUAGUUAUUCUUGAUAAGAACGGGAAAGUUCUGACAGAUGAAGCUGUUGAGGUGGUUAGGGAUUAUGGUGCAGAGGGGUAUCCAUUCACGGAUGAGAAGAUCGAGAAGUUGAAGGAGGAGGAGAAAGCUGCCAAGAUGAAUCAAAAUAUUAAAAGCUUAUUGGUUACCAGUACCAGAGACUUUUUACUCACAAAGGAUUUCAGAAAGGUGCCAGUAUCAGAUUUUGAAGGAAAGAUUGUGGGAAUAUACUUCAGUUUGAGCUCCUUUGAAGCCUGUGCUCGAUUCACCAGAAAACUUGAGAAGAUUUACAAUGAGUUGAAAGAGAAAGGAGAGAAUUUUGAGAUUGUGCUUGUUUCUCUUGAAGAAGAUGAGCCCUCUUUUAUGGAUGAUUUUGAGGACAUGCCAUGGCUUGGAAUCCCAUUCAAGGACAAGCUAAGGGAAAAGCUUGUUCGUUAUUUCGAGCUGUUGGACCUCCCAACUCUGGUUGUGAUCGGAACCGAUGGAAAGACGGUGAAUCUAAAUGCUGUGGAGCUGGUUGAGGAUUAUGGGAUUGAGUCAUAUCCUUUCACAUCUAAGAAGGUGAAGGAGCUCAAGAAAAAGGAGAAAGCAAGAAUUGAGAGCCAGACACUGGAAUCCCUUCUUAUUUCAGGAGAAAAAGAUUUUGUCAUUAAAAAUGAUGGUUCUAAGGUACCGGUUUCGGAUCUAGUGGGAAUGAACAUUCUUCUUUACUUCUCCGCACAUUGGUGUCCACCUUGCCGUGCCUUUCUUCCCAAUCUCAUCGAAACCUACAACCAAAUCAAGGAAAAAGAUGAUGCUUUUGAGAUCAUCUUCAUCUCAAGCGAUGAGGACGAGGAAUCAUUCGAAGAUUACUUCUCGAAAAUGCCCUGGUUCGCCAUCCCUUAUUCGGACGAACGUAAACGCUUCCUCUCUAGAGUCUUUAAGAUAAGCGGCAUUCCUUCAUGCGUAGCCAUCAAUCGCGAAGGCAAAACUAUCACGAAGGAGGCACGAAGCCUCAUAAUGGAACAUGGAGCUGAUGCAUACCCUUUCACUAAAGAGUCAAUGAUGCAACUCAAGGCUGAGAUGGAGGAAAAAGCGAAGCUUUGGCCGGCGAAGAUAAGACAUGAAGAGCACAGUCACGUGCUUUGGAAGAGUAAGAGAGAAUACAUUUGUGAUUCUUGUGGGAAGAGAGGGCGACAUUGGUCGUUCUAUUGCAAGCAGUGUGACUUUGAUCUCCAUCCUGAUUGUGCUUUGGAUGCCAGACAUGAGGUGGUGGAUAGUGAGGAGGAGGAGGAGGAGGAGGCUGAAUGGCCCAAGAGGAUUAAGCACAUGUUGCACAAACAUGUGCUUGUAAAAGCUUGGAGGCAUUAUCAGUGUGAUGCUUGUGGGGUCAUUAAGCAAGGAUGGUCCUAUUUCUGCGAGGUGUGCGACUUCGAUCUCCACCCUAUGUGUGCUUUGGGAGAUCAGGCCACGAUCAAAGUAAUUGAUGACAGUGAUGAUGAGUUUGAUACGUCUGAUGAUGAUGAUGAAGAUGAAAAUGAAGAUGAAGAUGAUAUUCAUAAUCAUGGGAACUUCAAUGAAAACAGGAUAAGAAAUAGUGAUGAUGAGCAUCUUGUGAAAGUCGAGGAUGAAGAUGAGUCUCUUCAUAGUGAUUUUAAACAAGAAUUAAAAUUAGGGGAUGAUAAGGAUGGUGAUGAGGAGAAAGAAGAGAAGAAGAGUAAGAAAGAAAAUCAUGAGGAUGUUAAAGUUGAAGAUGAUGAUGAGAAUGAUGGAGAGGAUGAUAGUGAGGAGGAGGAGGAGGAUGAGGAUGGCCCGGGCAUGCGAGGGUAUAUUUGUAAUACAAUGGAUAGAGAGGGCUCUGAGUCAUUCCAAGAAUCUCUCUUUACUUGUAGAUUAUACAAGUAGUCAAAUUUAUGCAGUUGAUGUGAGAUUAUAAAUGGUUUGAUGCUUUCAGAAUUUUUAUGUGUUUCAGUAGCUGUGUAAUUAAGUCUUCCUAUUUGUAAUUUAUGUAUUUUGUAGUUAAAUUUGCACUAUGAUUUAAUUUGAACUUUUUAUGUAGUAUUUAUUUCUUGUUUUUUGCAUAAAUGGGAUGAGGGAGCCAACUCCUUAAGAAGAGCAGGAAAAAUUUGCUGAGAGGAGUUUUUAUUAUAUUUGAUGGUUCCAUUUAUCAUAUUUUUCUCAUA
Phalaenopsis equestris is the source of this 2734-nucleotide messenger RNA. RefSeq names its product probable nucleoredoxin 1. Gene Ontology annotation, molecular function: thioredoxin-disulfide reductase (NADPH) activity. NCBI's taxonomy places the organism in Eukaryota, Viridiplantae, Streptophyta, Magnoliopsida, Asparagales, Orchidaceae. The coding region runs from base 144 to 2456 and encodes 770 amino acids. The record is from RefSeq and is a predicted model, not a curated record. The transcript has 5 exons.